Toxoplasma gondii ME49 is the source of this 2128-nucleotide messenger RNA. Its product is annotated as peptidyl-prolyl isomerase FKBP12, putative. Gene Ontology annotation, molecular function: peptidyl-prolyl cis-trans isomerase activity. Lineage: Eukaryota; Apicomplexa; Conoidasida; Eucoccidiorida; Sarcocystidae. The coding region runs from base 545 to 1633 and encodes 362 amino acids. The record is from RefSeq and is a predicted model, not a curated record. The transcript is spliced from 3 exons.
UUGGCGCAUCACCAGGCAGGCGCUGCCAUCUUCCUGUCAGCUGCUUCAUUUCUUCUCUCUCAGAAAGAGAUCGAAACGACAAACACAACACACAUCUGUGCAAUAUAGGGGGUCCCUCACGCAAAGGCGCUAUUGCACGGCGUAGGCACCGCUGCUUGCGCGAAGACAGUUCCCACUCCGGCACGGGUUCAGGCGCUGCGAUUCAGGAAUUCCGCGCGGGUUUUCGCCCCAGUUUUUAUAUGUUUCUUCUUUUCUUUCUGGAAAAUAUUGGCGUCGUUCAGAUUUUUUGCCCGUGGCAUCUUUUCCUGCCACGUUGCUUUAGCUUUUUCUGCCGUUCCGCGUGCGUGUGAUGAUCUGACGGACUGGAGAGGCAGAUGAAGCACCACCUGUUCUGUGACGUCUCGCGAGCCCUCGUGUCCGACCCCCAGGCCUUGACUUGUUCGGUGCAGACAUUCCCCUCGACUUUGCACACAUCUUACUGCAACGAGGCCUUUGUGGCCGUCAUUCCGAAUGACAAAAAUCGCAUCUGCUUCUAUCCAUUCUGAUGCAGACGCGCUCUGCUUCUCGUGCGGCGGCGGCCGCUGCUGCGGGCGUGUGCGGAGAAGAAGCGAGUGAGACAGAAAGUCCCCGGAAAGGAACAAGAACUGUCCGCCGCAGUAAAUCGACCAGACAGGACGGAGGGACGGCUCGUCAACACACGAACUCUCGAGAAGAAGCAAAUUCUGGCGACGCAGACUGGUAUUCGGAAAAUGUCCAGAGCACUGCGGUGAACAGCAACGCCAGGCCGACUACUCGCAAGAGGGGGGGGAAAAACCACCCUCUUUCGGCGACUGCUGAAGCGGUGGUGGACGAAGAGGGAACAGCGAAGAAGACCAAGAGCAAGAGGGGAGCUUGCUCCUCUGUUUGCAUCUUUUUCCUUUCUCUCACUUUCCUCCUGUGUUUGGUCGUCCCCCUUCUCUCCUCCUUCGCCCCGGAAACCUUGUCAGCCUUCCCUGCUGUCUCAAAAGCUGUCGACAAGUUGCCUGCGAAUAUUUCGUCGCUUUUCUUGCACCUUUCUGGAAAGGCAACCUCUUCGCCUGCGGCCGUUGACUCGGAAGACGCGAAUCAGGUAGAGGAAUUCGCAGGUUCCAGCGAACGAAAGCCUGCUACUCCGGACCAGCCUCGUUCGGCGGGAGCACAGAAACACAACGCCUCUCCUAAAGCGGACGCGUCAUCCCGCUCGGCAAUCCACACAUCACACAGCAACAUUCCAAAACAACACUCCUCAAACAGCAAGAAAAUGGCGCCCCUUGCGUCUCUCCAGCACCAAGUUAUCAAACCCGGUUCGGGUUCUCCACUCCAAAGAGGUCAAUCGGCCACUGUGCACGCUACGGGGAGCGUGCUCAAGCCGGACGGCACUACUCAGAAAUUCUGGUCGACAAAGGACCCUGGCCAGCAGCCGUUUACAUGGCAAGCUGGCAUCGGCCAGGUCAUUGCCGGUGGGGAUCAAGGCGUUCUUGGCAUGACAGUCGGCGAGACCCGACGUAUUUCCAUCCCUGCCAACAUGGGAUACGGCGCGAGCGGCUUCCCUGCAUGGGGUAUUCCUCCGAAUGCAGACCUCCAGUUCGAGAUCGAGUUGCUGCGCAUGCAGUAAUGAAUCCUCUUUUGUUCAAUUGUUUGUCUAAGCAUGCACAUCUCAAGACUCCUUUCACGCGAGUAAUUUUAACUUUAUCUUGGCGAUACUUGCUGUCAUCCUAUGUCAAAUCGACAUCUGCCCCGAACGCACUAGGGAUGUUGACUCCAGAGAUGCAUGUGCGUGGAUAUAUCGACACUCACCUGAGACAGCAGGGGCUUACUAAUUGCCCUCUGCAAAGUAUUUGAAAUGGACAAGCUUAAGUAGCCUCGUAAAACUCUGCCGACUAACCUGGCUGUAUCGCGUUUCGUCACUCAGUGCACUACACAACUCUUCAAGCUACCUACUGCUGUAAUGAUGAUGGACGAAGUACAUCAGAUACAUUUUUCAUCUACUGCGCAACAUCCGAUCAAGACACAUCUACUAAAGAAGUUCCCACAACUGAGGACUUUCCUGAGACCAGGAACAGCAAGACCUCCAAUAACUCCAUCAAUACUCUCAAGAUUUAGAACCGAC